GGGUCGGUCAGCUGACGCUAGCUCUCAGCAGGACCGACGGUUUCCCAGCGGCAGAGACGAUCUGACGGUCGGCCAGGAUGCCUUUCUCCGAGCUGUACUUUAACGUCGAUAACGGCUACCUGGAGGGGCUGGUCAGGGGGUUCAAGGCUGGAAUACUGUCGCAGGCCGAUUACUUAAACCUGGUUCAAUGUGAGACUCUGGAAGACCUGAAGCUCCAUCUGCAGAGCACAGACUAUGGCAGCUUCCUCGCUAACGAGGCAUCGCCGCUCACUGUGUCGGUCAUCGACGACAAGCUGAAGGAGAAGAUGGUGGUGGAGUUCCGCCACAUGAGGAACCAGUCGUACGAACCUCUGGCCAGCUUCAUGGAUUUUAUCACGUACAGCUAUAUGAUUGAUAAUGUCAUCCUGCUGAUCACGGGCACCCUGCACCAGAGGGCCAUUUCUGAGCUCGUACCAAAGUGUCAUCCACUGGGCAGCUUUGAGCAGAUGGAGGCGGUCAACAUUGCUCAAACCCCCGCUGAGCUCUACAACGCCAUCCUGGUGGAUACACCUCUGGCUGCGUUCUUCCAGGAUUGUAUAUCUGAGCAGGACUUGGAUGAAAUGAACAUUGAAAUUAUUCGUAACACACUUUACAAGGCUUACCUGGAGGCUUUCUAUAAGUUCUGUUCUAACCUGGGAGGAACGACCGCGGACACCAUGUGUCCAAUCCUAGAGUUUGAGGCUGACAGAAGAGCUUUCAUCAUCACCAUCAACUCAUUCGGUACAGAGUUGUCCAAAGAAGACCGAGCCAAGCUCUUCCCUCACUGCGGCAAGCUUUAUCCGGAAGGUCUGGCCCAACUGGCUCGUGCCGAUGACUACGAGCAGGUCAAGGCUGUCGCUGAUUAUUAUCCUGAAUACAAGCUGCUGUUCGAAGGCGCCGGGAGCAACCCAGGAGAUAAAACCCUGGAGGACCGCUUCUUUGAGCAUGAGGUGAAACUGAACAAGCUGGCCUUCCUCAACCAGUUCCACUUCAGUGUCUUCUACGCUUACGUCAAGCUGAAGGAGCAGGAGUGCAGGAACAUCGUGUGGAUCGCAGAGUGCAUCGCCCAGCGACACCGCGCCAAAAUCGACAACUACAUUCCAAUAUUCUGAGCUUGUCGAUCCACCCGCUCUUCCCACCUUCUUCCCUCUAUCAUUUCAUGCGGUCUCUUGUCUCUAGUCAUUGUCUGGUGGUAAAGAACCUAAAACCUGGAUCCAGAAUUGGCUCUCAGUCGGUUUUCUAUGUGGUGAAUUCUGUGCUUUAAGGAAUCACCUGAGUGUUGUUCGGCAGAGGGAUUCGGUCCCUGUUUUGAACCUAUUUGACUUUCAAACACUCGUGUGAUUGUUUAGACUUUUCCGAGCUCCGGGUGCUCCAGACGGCACGCCAUGUCCUCCUGAUCCUCCAUCUGGUCAAAUAAACUCAAGCUGAUAUUUGCAAUUUAUUAAAACCAGGAUCAAACUGGCACACUUGAGCUUGGGGAAGCUUUUGAUUUCUCUUUCUUCUAGUUAACCAAUGACAAGAUGGCUUUAACUGAAAGUUUUCACCUUACAUCUUAUAACAUUAUAAAAAAGAAAAAGAAAACAUUAUAUACAAAUCUGAAUCCUUAUUCAGCUCAAAGCAGAUGUACAUGGAAGCAUUCCUUUACUCUGUCGAGAUGUCGGAGUUCUUAUUUAUUUUCUGUAUGUUCGCAUGUCUGGUAAUUACUGUCUUUCCCUAACAGAAAUAAUGAGUGACACGAAUGAGUCUGAUUAACUGUUCAAAUAGAUUGUGAAAUAUUAAAAUAAGAGCUGAGCUGUAGCUUAAGUCGUCGCUGUCACUCCUCCCUCCUGUGUUUCUGGAUUAAACCGUCUUGUGGGUAUAAAAAAUGUUUAAACUUUACAAGAUAUAUAUAGAUAUUUAAAGAAAUGAUUUUGUGUUCUAAUGCUGUAUAAAAGUUGAUUUAUUAAUGUUUGGAUAUGUUGUGAAAUGUGCAUUGUAAAUGUGACAAUAAACAGACUGAACAGCUGUGGUCUGAAGAAGUGAAA
Messenger RNA from Fundulus heteroclitus (mummichog), 2042 nucleotides. RefSeq names its product ATPase H+ transporting V0 subunit d1 (gene atp6v0d1). Gene Ontology annotation, biological process: vacuolar acidification; proton transmembrane transport; vacuolar transport. Lineage: Eukaryota; Metazoa; Chordata; Actinopteri; Cyprinodontiformes; Fundulidae. Gene Ontology annotation, cellular component: lysosomal membrane; proton-transporting V-type ATPase, V0 domain; plasma membrane proton-transporting V-type ATPase complex. The transcript is spliced from 8 exons. Gene Ontology annotation, molecular function: proton-transporting ATPase activity, rotational mechanism. The coding region runs from base 78 to 1130 and encodes 350 amino acids. The record is from RefSeq and is a predicted model, not a curated record.